UCGAUGUUCUCAAAGGAAAAGAGAAAGUCUCGGCGAAUUCACCUCUGCUAAGCGUCUUGCAAACUUUCUGAACUUUAACCCCUUUGCAAUGAAACUUUCCAGGCGUGGUAUCUGCAUCCAGGUUUCAUAUUCCUUCACCAAUACUUCGAGGCACAAAGGAGCUGGUAAAGGCAUUGCCAUGAAACCAAACUUGAAGCAAUGGAAACAACUCAUGCUGUUUGGUAUCUUUGCAUGGGGUCUGCUUUUCUUGGUGAUAUUCAUCUAUUUUACAGAUAGCAACACUGCUGAACCAGUUCCAAGUUCCUUUUCUUACAUUGAAACUAAGAGACUUCUGCCCCUUCAGGGCAAGCAGAGAGUCAUCAUGGGAGCCAUCCAUGACCCAUCAUUCUCUGAAACCAUUGAUGGGAAUGAGGUUCUUCUUAAUGAAGAUCUCAUAGGUACUUUUAAAUCAGGGACUGGAAAUUCUAAGAAAUGGACUGUAUUGGAAGAGGCCUUUAGAAAUGAAGAUGAGUUUUUUCCACCCCAGUUAGGAAGAAAAUCAAAAAGUGCUUUCUACCAAGGGAACGAUGAUUAUUUAUUUGCUGCUGGUCAGCCGUCACACCACCACCUUCAAGAGAUAGAAAAAUUCAUUUCAGCUGACAUGAAUAAUCCAAAAGGAAAUAUUUUACAGAACAACUGGAGCCAUCAGAGAAGAAUGAGGAGAAGGAGCACAAAGCAUAGGAGAGGCCAGAUGCUUGAUGAAUCUGAUGACUGGGAUGGGCUGUAUUCCACAAUGUCGAAAUCCUUUCUUUACAAGCUUUGGAAAGGGGAUGUCUCUUCCAAGAUGCUAAACCCUCGACUGCAGAAGGCGAUGAAAGAUUAUUUGAGUACCAAUAAGCAUGGGGUGCGGUUCAAGGGGAAACGAAACUCCAAGUUGACAGGAGACCAGCUAUUCUGUGAGCUAAAAGAAAGAGUGAAUGUGAAAACAAUAGAUGGCAAGGAGGCUCCCUUCUCCACUCUUGGAUGGGAAAAGCACGUUCCCCAAAUUCCACUGGGCAAAUUAUAUACACAUGGCUUUGGAAGCUGUGCAGUAGUUAUGUCUGCUGGUGCAAUACUGAACUCCUCUCUAGGGGAUGAAAUAGAUUCUCAUGAUGCCGUUUUAAGAUUUAAUUCUGCUCCAACACGUGGCUAUGAAAAAGAUGUUGGAAAUAAAACAACCAUGCGGAUCAUUAAUUCUCAGAUUCUCACCAAUCCAAACCAUCACUUUGUCGACAGCUCCUUGUAUAAAGAUGUUAUCUUAGUAGCCUGGGAUCCUGCUCCCUACUCUGCAAAUCUGAAUGUGUGGUAUAAGAAGCCAGACUACAAUCUGUUCACUCCCUACGUACAGCAUCGCAGGAAGAAUCCAACCCAGCCAUUCUACAUCCUCCAUCCAAAGUUUAUAUGGCAGCUCUGGGACAUCAUUCAGGAGAACACUAAAGAGAAGAUACAGCCCAACCCUCCUUCUUCAGGGUUUAUUGGUAUCCUGAUCAUGAUGUCCAUGUGCAGUGAGGUGCACGUGUACGAGUACAUCCCCUCGGUGCGGCAGACAGACCUGUGUCACUACCACGAGCUCUACUACGACGCAGCUUGCACCUUAGGGGCUUACCACCCACUGCUCUACGAGAAGCUGCUGGUGCAGAGGAUGAACAAAGGUCUGCAGGAUGAUCUGUAUCGCAAGGGGAAAGUCAUUCUGCCAGGGUUCAAAGCUGUCAAGUGCCCCAAACGAAGUGAUUUCUCACACUUGUAGAAGUGAGUCUCUCGGACACCAUGUGCAAUAAGGUACUACUGUCGUACUAUAAACAAGAAGAGAAUACUUGAAAAAAUAUAUCUUAGACCAAUCUAGUCUUGAGUCUAUAAAUUGUAAUUAAGUAGCAGGCAUGAGAAAUACUUCUUUUCUGAGCCUGAGUAUUUAUUACUGCUUUGCAAAUAGUUACAGAAAAAAAGCAAAGGCUUAGCUCAUGAAGGUGCAAAGGACAUAGUUAGGCAGAAAUAUAAUGUAUUGUUGUUGGUGUGACUGUCAGAAUCUGUCGGUGGUCUCAUGCCACGUAUGCUAGACUGUAAUUUUUUUUUUUACAUGAAUUUAUUUAAUUGUCAAACCUGGCAUUGUGAAACAGCCUCUAUUGUUCAUGUAUGUAGAGAGCGGCCAGUUGAACAAUGCAGCAUUUCCCAUGGCUCCACGGGAUUUUCACACUCUCCCAGAAUGAAAUAAUUGCUGCUCCAAGCUGUGCAGUCAUUCACUAGAGCAGAAUUCAGUGCCUGUUCCUCUGCAGGCUCAGUUCCAGCCCUUCAGCUGAACUGGGGCUAAGGGUGGUCCUGAGGUGCGUGCAGCUGGAGAUGGCUGUACACAGCUAAACCAGUUAAACUACUGGAUGUAUUUUUGGAUGCCAGUCUCCCAUGCUCACUCUGACUGAAGAGGGAAGAGAGAAAUAUCUCAUUUCUUGAGAGAGAAAAAAAGAGCAUAUUUGUAACCAAAUUAGGAAGGAAAAACUCUCCCUGAAAGGACUGUUGGGAAGGUGAGAGAUGGAAAUGCUGCCUUCCCCCAGUCUGCACAGAUACAAAAGAUCCAGAGAAAGCCAAGGGAGGCUGUGCAGCAUUCACCCAUCACACUGAAAGCAAGCAUAGAGGGAACUCACCUCUUGUCAACAAAGAUAGCAUUCAGAAAUUACAGACAUACAAACAUUACAUAAUACAGACAUUAUUUGUUAGGUAUUUCAUUGGUAUCUGAAUCAAAGCUACUUGUUCACAAGUUCUUGCUGUUCAGAAAGGAGAAGUUUUCUGACAAAAGAAGAUGUUAUCAGCAUUUUUUACUUAAUGCUUGAAAGACUAUAACCCAGAAAAGCAGUAAUGCCUGCAAAAAACCUGACUAUGGAUUGCAUAAGGAGAUGGUUUGACAUUUUCAUUCAUAACACAUAAGGACAAUACUAUUUAAGGCAAUUCUAAAAAUUAAUGGUCUGGAGUAGUUUUCUCUGUUUUUUGUUUUGUUUUUUUCCCACCUGACUGUAGAUUUUCUUUUAGAGCAAGUUCAGCAGGAAUAUGUGUACUCAAAAGCACAGCUAUAUCCUACUCAUGUCCCUCCAGUAAAAAAGCAGACAGCUCAAAGGGACAUUGAAAAAAAAUGGCUGACUGAUUGUGGUGGAAAGUUUUAUUUUGUGUUUUGACUUAAGCAAAAAGCCUUUUGCCAGAAAGUAAAAAAGAAAAAAAAAACCAAACCAAACAACAUUAAUGACUAUUUCACCUUCAAUUGUAAUGUAAGUAUAAUCACAGAAUCCUUUUUUUCUCACUCAGCUCUUUGGGAAGCACUAGGAAGGAUCUGUUGGAAGGAUCAUUUUCCUUCCUCAAAAUGAAGAAUAUAUGUCUUACAUAGGGACUUAGCUUUCUUUUUGGGCUUUAUGAUGAUCUUAAGUUUCUUCUUGUUGACAGAAAUUAUGUGUAGAUGAUCUUAUACUGUACUUCUGUGUUGUAUGGAUCAUUAUGUCCAUAAGGCAUUUUGGUACACAUCAAAAUUAAUAGAUUUUACUCAUACUAGCCUUGGACUCUGGAUAUAGUACAUGCCAAUUUCUUUUUAAUGUUAUGUGUGGUGGCAACUUUUAUUCUUGAAGUUAAUAACAUUGUUAUUUAAAUGCAUGGAGGAUAGAUAGCCUACACAGAACUAAUCUAUUUUUCCAUAUGUUUGGUACUCUGUUUGCAAAACAUAAGCAAUCUGAACAGUGCAAUCAAAUAUGUCUCUCUCUGCUGUACCCUGGGUUAGCUACGACAUAACUGUAAAGAAAGAGAGUUUUGCUUUCUAAGACUAGUGAACAUGCUACUUUUAAUAAGCAGGAACUUCUAGAGUUCCAAAAAGAAAAAAAGAAUCACUUUGACUGGCCUGCAACCACUAACUUUUAACUUUGAUUUUCAUAAAGAAGAAAAAUACUAAUUGCAUUGCUCAACUACCCACAGCAGGAUUAUGUAGUAUUAUUUAUUCUUUCAAUAAUUUGUCACAAUAAUCAACAUAGAUGUUGGUUAUACAGAACAAGGCAAAUUUAUAAAGUUUCGUGUAACAAGUGCUAAGCAUACCUACUUAGUACAUCAUUUAUAUAUAUGCCAAUGCAGAACCAGAUCUGAGAUGUUAUAUAAUGAACUGUAUAUUUUUAAUUUACUGGGCUGCACACUCAAGUCUUUGCAGCCAAAAUUUUCUCUUUGCCACCAAAAUUUUCUCUUUGCCAUAUCCUUCUUUAUAUGGCAGAAGAUGCUGCAGCAGUUUGCUCUCAGAGAAGGAAGACCAACCUGUGAUGCCACCUU
Molecule: messenger RNA, 4299 nt
Organism: Ficedula albicollis (Collared flycatcher)
Lineage: Eukaryota; Metazoa; Chordata; Aves; Passeriformes; Muscicapidae
Gene: ST6GAL2
Product: ST6 beta-galactosamide alpha-2,6-sialyltranferase 2
Exons: 7
Coding region: 89-1765 (558 amino acids)
Molecular function (GO): sialyltransferase activity
Source: RefSeq, a predicted model, not a curated record